AUGGCGAAGAAGAGGAAGGAAGGAGGCGUGGGAGGCAAAGCUGGAAAGACCGCUUCGCGGGGGGCGGGCAACGCUUUCGAAGUGCUGGCGAACAAGAAACUGCGCCGCGCCGUCGUGGGUCUAACUGUCAAAGGUUCCAGCCGCAACUCCCUCGCCGCCACACACAAGGACCAGCAGCGUCGCUCGCAUGCAUUCCACAGCGCCUCCUCCGUCGCGGGAUUCAGAGACGAGCGUUUUUCGGGCGGGGGCAAGGGCGACGAAGAAGAUCUUCUAUUCCACCGCAUGAAGCUGCUUGCGCAGCGCAGGCAGCGCGAGAAGGAACUCGCGAGAAAAUGCCGAAACAAGAAGAAAAAAGGCGGAUUCGCGCUGGGCGAGGAGGACGACGAAGAGGAUGAGGGCCUCACAGUCAGCGGCAAGGCGCUGUCGCAGAUGGAGGACGACGAGCUGAAGAAGCUGGGAACGCUCGGCGAGCGCCUCGGAGACGACAUUGAGGAUGAAGGCGUGGAGUUUCCUUCGAAUCUGUUUUUCAAGGAUGGCUACGACGCGGGUGAACAGGAAGGCGACACGAAGCGCCCUCUGACGCGAAGAGAAAUCUACCGCGAGAUCAUCGCGAACAGCAAAGAGGCUAAAGCGAGGCUCGCGAGUGAGCAGCGCCAGCAACAGAUGCUCUUGGAGAAGCUGGAUGACGACUACGCAGAUCUUUUGAAGCGUCCCGAAGCCCUCUUCAGACCGACGAAGAAGCAGGCCAUGGAGGCGCUUCUUCAGAAGCACCUCGGCAAGAAGGACGACGGCGCGAAGAAAGACGACGCACAGGCGGCGGCCAAAGAGAAGCACGCAACGAAAUCGGAGGCGCCGAGCGCGAAGGCGCCCCACGAGCAGCCGUCCGCAGCGUGUCCUCUGCUUCUCUUUUCUUCUUCGUCUUCGUCCGCGUCUUCUGUCUCCGCUUCUUCGGCGUCUUCUGUCUCCGCUUCUUCGGCGUCUUCUGUCUUCGCUUCUUCAGCAAUGGCAACUUCCUCUUUGACGCGCCAGCAGCGGGCCGCGGACGACUUCGACGCUCUCGCUGCGUCGCUGCGGUUUGACCGGCGGCUGCCAGGCACUGAGAAGCUGCUGACGGCUGAGGAACUCGCGGAGAAGAAGAAAAAGAUGCUAGAGAAGAAGGAGCGCGAACGCACCGAACGCAUGCUCCAACUCGGCGACGAACCGGAGGAGGAAGGAGAGGACGCCGAGGCAGAGAGCGAAGAAGACGAGGAAGGAGACAAUGAUGCCGAAGACCGAGAAGAAGAUGGCGAUAAAGAGGAAAAAGGAGAUGACGAUGAUGAAGAGAAAGACGACGAGGACGAAGAUGAAGAGGAUGACGAAGAAGACGAUGAUGACGAUGAUGAGAGUGAGGAAGACGAGGAGGUUGAGGAGGCGAGGACGCUGCUGGAGGAGGGCGCAGAGAGCGACGACGAAGAUGAAGAGGAGAUCGCGGAGGGAGACGAUGACGCGGGGGACAAAGGCGCCGCGCAAGCAAAGUUGGGUAGGUCGCUGUUCACUGCAGGAACCGCGGAGCCCUCCAGCGCGUCGGGUGAAGACGAAAACGGAAAUGACACUGAAGAUGAAAGUGAAGAGGACAGUGAGGGAGACGAAGCAGAAGAGGAGGAAAGCAACGGCAACGCCGACGGAAAGGAUCCGGAAGCGGCGCCGGCGGGAGAGAAUGACGACGACGAUGAUGAAGCGUUUUUGAAUGAGGAUGAGAAGAAAGCGCGUGUCUGGAUGCGCAACGACAAAGGAGAAGAGACGCUGACCUUCAAGCCCCCGGUUCCUCUCACCCGUGACGACGCGCGUGCGCUUCUCCUUCCGCACCCGCUGCGCUCCCAGUGGAAGCUUUUGCACCGUGUCCGCGUGCUGCACUUUGGCGAAGAUGCGAAGGCCGCGAGUUCGGCGAUUCAAACGCAGAAGGAGAAGAAGGAAAAGAUGUUCCGCGCGCUUCUGGGCUACGCGCUCGAUGCCCAUCUCGCGUCGCUCCGCUCCGAUAAAGGUUUUCCGCUGUCCGAGCUGUGGGCAGCUUUGUCGGAGCACUAUCUUUUCUUUGCGGAGGAGUUCCCCGACGUCGUGUUCUCUUUUUUCUUUCCUCUUCUGGUCAACAUGUCUGCGCGCGUCUCGCCUGAGGCGCUGCCGCCUGAGCUCUUCUCUCUCCUUUCCUCUGCGUUUUCGCCGCUGGAGGGCACGUCGCAACGCGGCGCCGUCGGCGAGGAGUCCGAGGCCGAUUCGGACGCCGGGAAAAAAUCGGGAAAAAAAGGAAAAAAAUCGAAAAACGGCGCCGAAGCCGCCAAAGCUGGGCUGCCGCGGGACACGCUCCAUGCGUUCUCCGUCGCGUCCUCCGAUGAGUCGUCGCUUCCGUAUCCGCUCCUCUCUGCCGGCGCGCCGGUCAAAAAGCCCUCCUCGUCAGCGACCGUUCCCCCUGCCGCGGCAGAUCUCGCCGUCCUCCACUUCCUUUUCCUGGCCUGUCCGCUGACGGAUUUCCGGCAUCCGCUGCUCUCGCCAGCGCUCCUUCUCCUCGAUUUCUUCGCCAGCAUGCGCUCUUCGUUUUCUCUCUCACAAGGCGCGGCUGCGCGUCCCUCCGCUGAGCGGCGCGCCCUUCCGCCUGCGCUGCCGGCCUCCGAGGCCGCUCUGACUGCCGCGGUUUCGGCCGCGGAACACAUGCUGAAAAAUGUGGAACAGUCCGGGAAACAAGCCCCGCAACGGAAGGAGACGCGCUCUGCCGCGAGAGGCGAGACGGAGCAGGAAGCCCAGGGUGCGGAGAGCGGCUUGCCGCCAGCUGUCGCUGCUUCUUCGAUUGACACCAGCUUGCAAAUUCUUCUGCUUCAACGCAUUGCCAUGCGCGCCUCGGGACGCUUCUUCCCCUCCUUCUUCUCGCUCGCGAUCGCGCUGCUUCGCACGCUCCUUCAGUCGGCUGAGGGAGGCAAGGCGAACGCGCAGGAAAGCCAGGAGAUUGCAAAGGCUGUGCUGAACACUCUCCGCGCACAAGUCCACCAGAUGGCCGAGGCUUCGCAAGCGGCGUAUGUCCCCUUGGCGCACUAUCUGCUGCCCGCGUUCCCUGCCUUGCACGCGGCGCUGCUUCUCGCAGCCGCUCGGUCGGCGCCGGCGAAGGUCGAGAAGAGAGCGGAGAAACGGCAGGAAGCCGCAGAAGGCGACGAAGGCGCAGACUGCCUCGCGCGGCUCACGCAGGCGCCGUGGUUUCCUCUCCUGGUCGCGCUGCGGCGGCUGUGGAGAGCAUGCGAGGCGAUCCUCGUGGCGCCACUGGAGCCCCUCAGCCUCUAUCAUGCCGGCGAAAAGGUCGGGUUGACGCUGUUGACGCCUCGGUACGUCGAGCCGUCUCUGCUUCGGCGUCGAGGCUCCGCGUGGGCGCUCGAGGACGAAACGCGCGUGGGUUUCGAAGAACUCCGUCGGGAGAAGCGGCAGGCGAACCAGAUGCGCCGGCAGGGAGGCCGCAUGCUGCGCCGAGACGCCGCGUUUGUGAUGACGCAGAAGGGCCGCAGAGAGAGCUUCCGCAAGCGCAGAAACGCCGACCGCCAAAAGGAGAUCAUGGGCAUUCUCGAGCAGGACCAAGUCGAGUACAAGAAACUCAAAACUACAGGUGAAAACGAGGCAAAGAAGGGGGGGGAGGCGAAGCUGGGGACCGUAGAGGCUGCAGGGCUUCCGCUGCGGCGCGGGUAG
Besnoitia besnoiti is the source of this 3699-nucleotide messenger RNA. RefSeq lists its product as uncharacterized. The coding region runs from base 1 to 3699 and encodes 1232 amino acids. Gene Ontology annotation, cellular component: small-subunit processome; nucleolus; Noc4p-Nop14p complex. The record is from RefSeq and is a predicted model, not a curated record. The transcript has 9 exons. Gene Ontology annotation, biological process: maturation of SSU-rRNA. NCBI's taxonomy places the organism in Eukaryota, Apicomplexa, Conoidasida, Eucoccidiorida, Sarcocystidae.